AUGGAGGCAUUUAUAGCUAAAAUUGCCGUUUACAACUGGACAGAUGUUAAAAGUUUAUUCUCUUCUACGUUUCUGAACCUUAAGGUCUUAUUGAAGACCGCCAAUGGCUUCGUUCUAAUUUCUACAAUAUUCUUAAUAAUAUCUGUGACAGCCUAUUCCUUUCAAAAGGUUUGGUCCAGAGAGCUCAAAUGUCGAAAAACCACCCUCAAAACUGUGGACUAUUUCAAGCAUGGGACUUCAGACAUUGAGCGUCUACGUCGAAUAUAUAAGUCGUGUAGUUUCACAGCGUCCGGGUUGUGCAACAUUUGGUUGCAGAAAAUCAAUGACUGUAUUAACAACUCUUUAAGGGAAACGUCUAUUCACUUUACUCCUGUUUCGGAAUACACACUGUCUGAUGUAAAGAUUUCGGAUUUCGAAGUACGUAACGAAGAUUUACCUGACUGGGUGGCUUUAUAUUUUUCUGUUUCUAUACCAAUGUUGUGUUUGCAUGGGGAUGUAGUCACAAUUCAAACCAAAUCACCACAGAAAGUGACACUAUCACUAAGGAACUACCAUAUGAAGACGUGCUGUAUGUUGAAAGUUGAUGAUUUAGUCCUGUUGGAACUGAAAAUGCACUCUGAAUCUAUACCACAGUUCGAUUUACUGAUGGAUCCAGUAAUACCCUUAUCUCCCUCAAAAUUCAAACAACUACUUAUCGACAUAAUUUCAGAAUUAAUUGUGUCUUGGUCUCCGGAUGGUUCCAUACACCAUAGCAAAGACCCUUUGGUGGCUUCAAUACAAACAGACGACCAUUCACCUGAUCAGAAUGUCUUACUGCAAAGAGAACCCAGAGAUACAGAUUCCUCAGAUUCACUUCACAACUGGAUUGACAUCGAUGUCAAAACGCAGUUAUGUGAAUCCAAUUUCAAGGAUUUAAACCGGUCUCAAUCUGAAAGACAUGCUGAGGCAAAAACUGUGAUGCCAGGAGAACAGAGUUCUCAGUCGUUAGUUCAGAAAGACAAGUCGUUUACUCCAGUUGUACUCGCACAUAACGCUCGUCUGCGCCAGUCUUUAGUAGCUCGCCAUGCUCCACGGCCAUUUGUAUGUAAAGUGGUCAGGUCAGCAUCUUGCUAUGGGGAAGAGGGAACAUCCAGUUUGCUUCAAGAGCGAGAAUUAGGAAGUUUUGAGUUAGAAGAUGUUGCUGGUGCGAACUGCCAGGAUUUAGGAUGCAGUAAAAUUGAGUCUGCGGUUCAAGUACGAAUGGAAACUAUCUCUGCUCCAUCUAAUAAAUCAGAGGCGAUCAGUACAGAAUUGGCGAAGAGAAAAGAAACUGAAACCUCAGUUACUGAAAGUUCUGAUCAUAAAGACUCGUUACAGGAGUUCAGUAACACAGUACCAGUGCGUAAACCAAAUACUAAAGUAGAUGUGUCACCGUUGAGGGAACGCAUGGCAAACAAUUUCGCAUCCAAAAAGCUUCUGGUUAAAGUAGUUAAGGCAGAUAAACUGUCAGUUAAAGGCAUUUCGGGUGCUUACUGCGUCGUAGAAUUGGAUGAACCUUAUCAAAGACAUUCAACUCAUUGUUCCAUGUCUGGUCAGUUAUUUUGGGAUCAACACUUGUUAUUCGACCUAAAUAACAACUCCAAACGAAUCGCACUUGAAAUUUUCGAGCUAGGCAAACGAAAAAAGUCGUAUUCACGAGGUCGCGCAGAACUAUUAUUAAUGCAUUUGCUAACUAAUCCUAAUUCUGAUGGAGAUUUGGAAACGAAUUCCGUCAAUAUAAGUGAUACCAUUCGACGUCAAAUACCACUCAUUGAUCGAUCAGGUAGCUUGCUCGAAGGAACAAGUACGUCUAAUAUUGUUGCUCCACCUGCGGUUCAGUCUGUCAGCGGAGGAAACAACCUUUCCGUAACCAACCAAAGUAUAUCUACCAAUACAAAUGCUGCUGGUCAGCCUUCUGGGAAUUCGAUCGCCAGCAUCACAGCAGAGUUCAAUUUUAUGGAAAAAGCUACCGAAGAUUUUCGCGCACGUGCAUCUCCUAGUUCUUCACAAAUACGUUUCUCUUCACGGACCACACAAUCUCCAAGUAUUCAUAAUCCCAACCAAGAUCACCAGCCAACAGAUCAUUGUUGUACAUUUUCACAUUCCUCAUCUUCAGAAUUUCCAAAUGCCAAAUCUACAUUCUUGACACACAAUAAAAAUAUAACCGAACACAUAAUGCAAUCUGUGGUUGAGCAUAUUCAAACUGAUUCUGGCGAGGAAACUGAUAAUUUGUCCACAUCAAAAGACAGUGAUGUUGUUAGACAAUCAUCAAAAGACACAACUAAUGAGAUCAAGGUUAGUGAAAUAUUAAAAACAGGAAACCUCUCAUCUCCAAUUUCUUGUCGAAGAGCCCAUUAUGAAUUGCAUACUAUUCGUAGUAUAGAUGAAGAACAUCUUAGCAUACCAUCAUCUCCUUUAAUUUAUGAUACAACAAAGUUGUCAGAAACCAGUUCUGAAGGUCAUGGUUCUUCUUGUGAUUUAAAUGAACAUUUUAAAGAGUCCAUUUCUUCUAAUGAGCAACAUGUAUUUCAAGGAUCAUCAGAAUCAGACGGUCAUGUAAAAUCACUAACCGCUACUUUGGUUGAUGCCAAUUCAUCGUAUGGAAGUAAAAUAGAUUCCAAACAGGGGGAUAUUUUAUGUAAACGCUCAGCUCUACUCGGCUCUACUGGUACUAAUGUAUCGAAUAACUUAGAAUCAGCAAGUAUUUUACUUCGGGUUGACUCACCAGUAAGCUUAGACAGCCCAUCUGUGUCAUCAAGGCCCCACUCUUUAGCCAGUCGUUUAAAACCAGCACGUAUAUUGAAUUCAAGUGUUUUGCGUUCAGGAAAACGUUCAACAACGGACGAGCCAACUGGUAGUUGCAGUAAUAUCAACUCUUUGGCAUUACUUGGUCCUUCACGUCAACUUGCUGGUGUAGUGGCAGGUUUAAGCUCUUUAGCUUCAGAUUCUACGACAGCGCCUUCUGCAGCUGCACUUGCUUCCGCUAUGGCUGUUGUCGGUGCAACUGGUAAUUGGCAACCUCAAUUACCUAUCGAUCCGGAUACUGCACAAUUACUUAGUGGUUCUACAGUGUUUUCGGAUUUAUUAUCUAGAAGAGAUAGUAAACUAGAUGCAUCUAAUGAUUCACCAGUUCCUCCACAUUCUAAUGUAUCCUCUUUCGGUCCACCUGUACAUUUUGUACCACCACCUACUUACGUUGCUGCUGACAGUCCUGGUACAUUUACAGCUUUGAGUCAGCCACGUCGUUCAGAUGCUUCUAAUCUAAGUCUUUUUAGGAUAUUUCGUCAUAAAAAAAAGCGGUUUCGUUCUGUUGGUGCUGAAAAGUUGGUUUACUGGGAGACAAAUAACUUGGAUGAUUUAGAUGCGAUUUCCACUGAAGGUUAUCAUCGUAUACUCCAAGAUGACGACUGUGAAACAUGCGAUAUUGAUCAAUCCAGAAAUAAAUAA
Molecule: messenger RNA, 3465 nt
Organism: Schistosoma rodhaini
Lineage: Eukaryota; Metazoa; Platyhelminthes; Trematoda; Strigeidida; Schistosomatidae
Source: the annotation of a GenBank genome assembly